Molecule: messenger RNA, 438 nt
Organism: Triticum turgidum subsp. durum (durum wheat)
Lineage: Eukaryota; Viridiplantae; Streptophyta; Magnoliopsida; Poales; Poaceae
Source: the annotation of a GenBank genome assembly
AUGCUGAGGCUACUGGUCAUUUGGGCAGCGAUCUUGGGCUCCUGCCAUGGGCAGUCCGAAGUGUCCCGGAGGAACAGCCGUCUGAGGGUGAUGUCACCGCCGGAGCUCGAGGGCACAUACGGCUGUGCCAGUACCGACUUCGGUUUCCCGCAGCACGCUGGCUCCAUGACCGGCAUGGUCGUCUACCCAAGGCGCAACAGGAUGGCCUGCAUGAACUUCGAUGACUUUGGCAUCUCUCUCCGUUCUCGCCCAGCCGGCGCGCUUCCUGUUAUCUUGCUCGUCGACACCGGAGGCAUCUCCAACGCCGACCUUCAAACCUCCCGCAUCCGUUCAGACCGUACUAUCAUGAUCCGUGAUGCGGUCCAGAUGUUCCCGCAAAGCGGAGACAAAUGUGAGGGGCUUUGUGGGAGUCCGGACCGCUGCCAUCCCCGUUUCUGA